Molecule: messenger RNA, 509 nt
Organism: Drosophila ficusphila
Lineage: Eukaryota; Metazoa; Arthropoda; Insecta; Diptera; Drosophilidae
Gene: Obp69a
Product: general odorant-binding protein 69a
Exons: 5
Coding region: 50-496 (148 amino acids)
Biological process (GO): sensory perception of smell
Molecular function (GO): odorant binding
Source: RefSeq, a predicted model, not a curated record
UCAGUUUGGUUUAAGCAAUUUUGAGGUCCGAUUCAAAAUAACUUUUAGAAUGGCUUCCUGGAACUUUGGACUUUUACUGGGAUUACUCAUAAUAUACGAUUUUAUCCCUGCUAAUGAAGGAGUGGAGAUGAGUCCUAUGAUCAUAAAACAAGUAAAGAAGCUGAGAUUGAGAUGUAUAAAUCAGACCGGAGCCUCCGCAGAAAUUAUGGAAGAGUUCACAAGAAAGAGAGAAAUACCCAGCUUUCCAGAGUUUAAAUGCUUUAUACACUGCAUGUUUGAUAUGUUCGGAUUGAUUGACUCCCAAAACGUUAUGCACUUGGAUGCACUCCUGGAAGUUUUACCUGUGGAAAUACACCAUGUAAUUAAUGGACUAAUAGAGGCCUGUGGCACUAAGAAGGGUCUAGAUGGCUGCGAAACCGCCUAUGAAACUAUGCAGUGCUACAUCAACGUAAACGGAAAAUUCAUCUGGGACGAAAUAAUAGUAAUGCUGGGGUAGCGGUCACCCACCU